AUGUUUUUGGAUGGAUCACAGCCUCUGAUGUGAGUAAAGUUCUGCCGUUUUUCGCUCUUUUCCUCCCACUUCUUUUUUUUUUUUAAGUAUUUGUGUCUGUCCGCCGAAUGAGUUCGGCGCUGUUUUGGACCCAGCUGUCCGGGGUUCCGAUCAUGCACUCCACGGCGGACAGAGGAACGACCUACCGGAAGAUUUUUGUCGGGGGUUUGCCGUAUCACACCGACCACGCAUCACUUCGGAACUAUUUCCAGACUUUCGGGGACAUCGACGAGGCGGUGGUGAUUACCGACAAGCAGACAGGAAAAUCCAGAGGAUACGGCUUUGUGACCAUGAUGGACAGGGGGGCGGCAGAGCGCGCGUGCAAAGACCCUAACCCCAUCAUCGAUGGCAGGAAGGCCAACGUGAACCUGGCGUACCUCGGAGCAAAACCUCGCACCUCUCAGACAAAUCUCUCUGUCGGAGGUCAGCAAGUCAAUUCCACAUGGCCUCAGAGGCAUUAUGGGGUCGCCCAGCAGUAUGUCUACCCCCAAGCACUCCUCCAGCCCAAUCUGAUGCUACAAUCUCACUUCAGCCCUGUAGUGGCAGCACUCACCUCCCCUUAUUUUGACUACAGCUCCACCUACAGUCAUUACGCCCACCCAGGUGUGGACCAGCACCCUUACGCCCCGUCCUCCUCACCUUCUGCUGGCUACCUCAGCUACACCUUCCCCUCCAGCAACCCAGGCUCUGCUGUAGCCACCUCCCCGACCCCACCAGCCACCAUUCCUCCUUCCUUGGCUGCGCUCGCCACUGCCGCUCCGCCAGCGUUCCUCCACUACCCGCUACACCAGAUACCGUGAGUGACACACAGCAGCAAGUUGGAGCUGCUGCAUGAUGCCCAGAAUGAGACUGCAGAACGACGGAGAGAGUGCAGUUUAAAGUAAAGGGCUUUUAGGAAGCACUCUCAGUCCUGUUUUAAGGUUAUCCUCAUAGUUAAUGAACAUGUCCUAUAAACAUUGUCAUCAGCAAACAAUAUGAAUGUUUCCUGCAGGAGCCAAAACACAGUUUGUGUUUUGUCCUUCGUGUAGAGGUUGGUAUGCUGAAAAAGUUCCAGAAGACCAUGAGAUAUGUCUGUUCUGACAUGCAGCUAAAAUACUCAUUAAUGCUGGAUAAAAACCAACCGGAGCACCAACAGAACUUCAAGAAAUGCAGGUCCAGUCACCUCCUCAUCAAGGUGAACUCUGGUUCUGUCAUUUAUGUCAUAUUUUUGGACUCUCACCUCAACUGAACAAAAUGUUUCUGAAGCUCCCUUCUGUUUCUGUUAUCUAUAAUUAACUGCACAGUGACAACAGUGUUGUGUUGUGUAUUUGUUUCUCAGAUAGAAAUUCCUCAGAUUUCAUAAAAUAGUCAUCACAUGGAAUUAGAUUUGAUGAUUGUUUGGUUGACCAGUUUGUCAAACAGCAGUAGAUUAAUCCAGACUGAUAUUGAUCAUUAAUAGAUAAAAUAAUUUGUCAAGCAAAA
Thalassophryne amazonica is the source of this 1500-nucleotide messenger RNA. It is a transcript of the gene rbm38, whose product is annotated as RNA binding motif protein 38. The transcript is spliced from 4 exons. Gene Ontology annotation, cellular component: cytosol. The record is from RefSeq and is a predicted model, not a curated record. Gene Ontology annotation, molecular function: RNA binding. Bases 108 to 839 code for a protein of 243 amino acids. Lineage: Eukaryota; Metazoa; Chordata; Actinopteri; Batrachoidiformes; Batrachoididae.